Messenger RNA from Exophiala dermatitidis NIH/UT8656, 2517 nucleotides. RefSeq lists its product as uncharacterized. Lineage: Eukaryota; Fungi; Ascomycota; Eurotiomycetes; Chaetothyriales; Herpotrichiellaceae. Bases 1 to 2517 code for a protein of 838 amino acids. The record is from RefSeq and is a predicted model, not a curated record. Gene Ontology annotation, molecular function: protein binding. The transcript is spliced from 3 exons.
AUGAGUUACAAUACAGCGGCCACAUUCGUGCCAGGAGGCGAUGACUCUUAUUACAUGCCUGAACUAAUUCAACCGACCCCCAACCGCAUCCAUGAACUUCCGACCAACAUUGAGCAGAAUGUGGCCCAAAUGGAAAGGGCAGCUUCGAACCCUCCACCAAUUUCUCCAUCAGUCUACUCUCCCCAAUCGGCAGAAUACAUGCACCAGGGCACAUUCUGGCCGUCGGUGCAGCAGGUGGUCAACAACCAGUUCGCACAGGACCAAAUGGCCCCAAACAAUUCCCAGACCCAACCAUAUCAGCAGGAGCCAUACCACCAGAAAACCAGCCCUGUGCCUCAAAGAGAGCAACCCAACUUCUCUCCCUUUCCUAUUCUUCGAAACCCUCCCCCCAACAUCCCACCUACGGACGAGCAGAAAGAAGCGACAUUGGAAGCGGCGAGAUCGGCUGUGCUGGCUUGCAAUGAUCCUGAAACUCAGUUGACAUGGGCGCAGGAUGCGUUGUCCUACGUGGAAGUCUGUCAGCAGAACGAGGAAAGAGUAGCACUCGCACAAGCUCCUCGGUCACGGACGCCUCGCGUCGAGCAUACCCUAAGAGAAGAUGCGCUGAAAAUCGUGAACUUUCUGGCAGACCAACAUCAUCCAAAAGCUGAAUUCAUGAGAGGGAUGUGGCUCGAGUUCGGCAAGUUCGGUCACCGGAUCGACAAGAGAGAGGCCUUUGAUUGUUACUCCAGAGCAUCGGAGAAAGGCUACAUCCGCGCCGAUUACAGGAUUGGCAUGCAAUUCGAAUCGUCCAAUGACGCUUUGAAGGCAAUCAAAUAUUACCAGAAAGGGGCAGAUGCUGGAGACUCUGCUGCUUGUUACCGAUUGGGGAUGAUGACUCUUCUUGGCCAGCACGGACAAGCGCAGGACUAUGAACGUGGCCUCAAUCUCAUAUAUGCCUCCGCCCAAACGGCCGAUGAAAAUGCUCCGCAAGGUGCUUACGUCUUUGGGAUGCUUCAAGCUCACCAAAUGCCACAGAUACAGAUACCCGAGAGCUACUUGCCGAUAGACAUGGCAGCGGCGAAAACCAACAUUGAAAAGGCCGCUUAUCUGGGUUUUGCCAAGGCGCAGGUCAAGAUGGGAGCCGCUUAUGAGUUGUGUGAGCUUGGAUGUCCUUUUGACCCCGCGCUUUCUUUGCACUACAACGCACUUGCAGCUAGGCAGGGUGAGCCCGAUGCCGAGAUGGCCAUCAGCAAGUGGUUUCUCUGCGGCCAUGAAGGCCUUUUUGACAAGAAUGAAGAGAUGGCUUUCACGUAUGCUCAACGUGCGGCGCUCUCUGGCCUUGCAACGGCACAGUUUGCCCUGGGCUACUUCUACGAGGUUGGUAUCUAUGUGCCAGUCAAUUUUGAGCAAGCCAAAGAGUGGUACCGGAAAGCAUCGCAAGGGGGCAAUCAGGAUGCUGGGGGGAGGAUUGAAGCCAUUUCCAGAUCCAAAACGUUGUCUCGGAAGGAUCAUGAAAAGAUUGCUCUGUCGAAGAUUCGCCAGCAGCGAGGCUCGAUCAUUGGAGGGGUGCAAGCACCUCCUUUGCCCCCCAUGCCUACAUUACCUACCUUGCCUACGUUACCAGCAAUGCCAACCGUUUCCGAGGAGCAUAGCCCAUCUAUCAUCGACAUGCCUGACCCUUCUCGCCUCUCCCUCAACCCCCAGAGACCACCGACAACGCGGCCCGGUAGUGCUGCACCCUAUCCGACUGACAACACCGGUAUGCCAAUGGCCAGCCAUGCCUCAGAGUUCCGACCAACCUCGGCCUUUGGCAUCAACCCUAAUCUUCGACCUGCUUCAGCCGCCACGGUAGGUGGACCUCGACCUGAUGCAUACGGACAGCCACAUAUAUCGCCGCAACAGCGACCUCACUCUACAAGUGACUCAAGAAUAUCAUCGGGCUCCUAUGGCCAAGGCACACGCAUCCCAUCUGGAAGGCAGCCCGGCCCUGGAGGAUCGCAGAUGCGGCCACCGCCAAAGGCAAGUGGCACAUCGCCGUAUCUUGAUCCUCGAGCAGCCAGUCUACCACCCACGCCUCCCAUGCUUGAUAUCGGCUUCUCAGCUCCCGUUGAGGAGAGAAAACCCCAACCCCGCCCACAGCAAGUCAAUGGAACGACAAAUAUGGGCAAACCCCAGCCUCCUACACCUAGCAACCUUUCUCGUCCGGCUUCUCGGCCCAACGUGCCUGCACAGCAGCAGAACUAUCCUCAAAGUCGACCCCCGCCGGUGAACUCUCGACCUGGGCCAGGAGGUUACGGUGGCCCUCCUCCGACUACUCAGACCCCUCCAAACAGAACACCAGUGCCGUCUGCACAGCAGACUGCGAACAGACCAGCAGCCAACAAUGCACCGAACAGCUCCGGUGCUGGCCAGCCACCAUCCAAGCCUGCUUCCUUGCCAGCCACCGCUGCUCGACCACCAGGCAAAGGGCCCAAGACUUUUGAUGAGAUGGGCGUACCUCCUGGCAAGGAUAAGAGCGAAUGUAUUGUCAUGUAA